Messenger RNA from Rhizoctonia solani, 4491 nucleotides. Its product is annotated as Retrotransposable element Tf2 protein. Gene Ontology annotation, molecular function: nucleic acid binding; zinc ion binding. The record is from RefSeq and is a predicted model, not a curated record. Lineage: Eukaryota; Fungi; Basidiomycota; Agaricomycetes; Cantharellales; Ceratobasidiaceae. Gene Ontology annotation, biological process: DNA integration. The transcript is spliced from 3 exons. The coding region runs from base 1 to 4491 and encodes 1496 amino acids.
AUGGAACCGGAGCCGACCCUUGCCUCUCUCCUCGAGGCUAUCCAAACCCUCACCAGCCAAGUUGGGUCCUUGCAGGCCCAAAUCCACACUCAAGGCCAACAGCUCUCUGAGCUCAAAGCCAUAUGCAAGGAGACCAACGACCUUGUUGGAGACAAGGAUCAGGGCGGAGCCCAAGCCAAGCCUGGCCCAUCGACUGGGCCUAUCACUCCCCCCACCCAUACAGGGGGAGAAGCGCACACUCCAGGAACGAUUAGACCUGGACUCAAGGCCCCCUUCCGCCCUUCCAGAGGCACAGGUUUUGACUCCAAGGAAGAAGAGGAGCCAAGAAGAGCCCCCAAAAAGGAGCCUAUGGGAACGCCUAAACGCUCCCUUAGUUCCCUCACCCCCUUUGACUCCGGGUCCUUGGUGAAACAACCCAAAAUGGAGUUACCGGACCCUUAUAAGGGAGAUACCAGGGGAAGGAAGGCCACACAAUGGCUCGAUCGGAUGCUACUUUGGGUUGCCCUACACAGGGAUCAAUUUGAUGAGGAGGAACAGAUGGUGGUAUGGAUUUUAUACCACAUGACAGACAAGGCCGCCGACUGGGCCCUCCCCAUCAUUGGAACCAUCAUCAAGGGCGAGGGAAAUCCUCCAACCACCAUCCCGGCCUUAACGGCCAAGUUCAAAGAAGCCUUCGCCGACCCAGACGCAAAGAGGGCGGCCGCCAGGAAGAUUGCCGCACUAACUCAGACCACAACCACGUCUGAGUACGUCACCGAAUUCCGCAACCUCAUGGCGGAACUUGACUGGAACACUGAGGCAUACAUUGCCCAGUUUACGCGCGGCCUUCACUGGAAGGUGAAAGAACUCUUGUCCACUAAGGACAAUAUUCCCGACGACGACCUAGAGGCCAUAUUUGCCGCCUCGGUCAAAAUUGACAACACUCGUCGGGAAAACAAGGAAAACCGUCCUAAGAAGCUCCCUGCCAAGUCCCCGGCCACCGUGGCCACUUCCACCACUACCACCACUCAACGGGUCUGCCUUUCAGAGGACCCUAAUUAUGUCACACCAGAAGAAAGGGAUUGCCGCCGCGCGUCUGGCCUUUGUGUCAAGUGCGGCCAGAAGGGCCACGGAAUCAAACAGUGCCCCAACGGCUGGAAAGCCACGAUCAAGGAGGUUGCCAAGCCCCCAACUCCAAAAAAGGACUUUGUAGAUAAUCUUGUAGAAUUUGUUUCUGGAGAACCCAUCAAGACCCUCAUAGACUCCGGCGCCACCUCUAAUUUUAUAUCCCCCAUUGUGGUAGAAAAACUCAAAAUUCCAAAAACCCUACUUGAAAAUCCACGAGUAGUGAGGAUGCUAGAUGGUACAAUUUCCCAGACUGGUCGCAUUUGGCACCAGGUUCACCUUGCGGUCUUGGCCAAUGGCCAUUCCCACUCCAUCCCUUUUCUUGUUUGCCCUAUUGGCAAAACACCGGCUAUAUUAGGCAUGACUUGGUUAACGGCGGAAGCCCCCCUUAUUGACUGGCAACAGGGCCUGGUCACAUUUCCGGAGCAAGCUCAAAUUGCUUCUGAGGAAGAAGCGGACUCAGACCCCUUAGCAGACCUUCCCCCUCAAUAUCAGGAGUUUGCUAAAGUUUUUGGCGAGGAAGAUUUCAAGGUCCUCCCUCCACAUAGGGAGUAUGAUAUUGCCAUAGACCUGGUCCCAGACGCCAAACUGUCCCCUGGUCCCAUAUACGGCAUGACUGAUGCGGAAUCAAAAGCUCUGAAACAACACAUUGAUGAAGAGCUAGCAACAGGCAAGAUCCGCCCCAGUACCUCAUCAGCCGGUGCCCCUGUAAUGUUUGUAAAAAAGGCAGAUGGAUCCCUCAGGCUUGUUGUGGAUUACAGGAAGCUAAAUGACAUCACGCACAAGAACGUCUACCCUCUCCCUAGACAGGAUGACCUCAUGGCUAAACUACGGAACGCCAAACUGUUUACCAAGCUGGACCUUCGCUGGGGUUAUAACAACGUCAGGAUCAAGGAAGGAGAUGAAUGGAAGACGGCAUUCAGAACUAAAUACGGACUGUUCAAAUACCUGGUUAUGCCCUUUGGCCUCACAAACGCUCCAGCCGCCUUCCAACACUUCAUGAAUGACUUGUUUAGGGAUCUCAUCGACGUUACAGUGAUCAUCUACUUGGACGAUAUACUAAUCUUCUCAGAGGACCCUAGGGAACACCCGAAACAUGUCAGGGAGGUCCUAUCACGGCUAAUGAAGAACCAGCUAUUUUGUAAAUUGUCCAAGUGCCAUUUCCACGUCACCACCGUUGACUACCUUGGCAUUGUCAUAUCCCCCGCCAGUUUUUCCAUGGAUCAAAAGAAGAUUGAGGCAGUCACUUCAUGGCCCCAACCUAGAACGGUCAAGCAGGUCCAGGCCUUUCUAGGAUUUGUCAAUUACCUCCGACGUUUCAUUCCCAAUUUUAGCAUGGUCGCGCGUCCCCUCCACAACCUCACUAAGAAGGAAACCCCCUGGUCAUGGGGUAAAUUGGAAGAAGACGCGUUUCAGGAAUUAAAGGCCCUUGUCACCAGAUCCCCGGUCCUCAUUCACUCCAACCCCAAACUACCAUAUUACCUUGAAACAGACGCAUCAGGAGUAGCCAUGGGGGCCAUACUGAGCCAACGAGGGGAGGAUAACCGGCUUCAUCCAAUUGCAUACAUGUCCAAGUCCUUCUUGGGUGCUGAGGCUAACUAUGAUACGCAUGACAAAGAACUACUAGCUAUCAUUAAGGCUCUGGAGGAAUGGAGGAUCUUCUUGGAAGCCACGGACAAACCAGUACAGGUGUUCACAGAUCAUUGCAACCUUGAAUAUUGGAUGCAGGCUAGAACCUUUAACCAACGACAUGCUAGAUGGCGCGUAUUCCUGAGUGAUUUCAAUUUUGAGAUACAUUAUUGCCCAGGGAAACAAUCGGGAAAGCCUGACGCCUUAUCCAGGAGAUCAGAUUAUACGGAUACGCCCCAGGAGCCAGAGGUUAUGCUACCAGCCAAGGUAUUUGCCAACACAUCAGAGGAGGAACUUGAAAUUGUCACCAAAGUCCAGAACAAACUAAGGGAGGACCCAUCCCUAGAACCCAUCAUCCAGUUUCUGACAGAAGACGCUGACAACGCACCCCCCUCUAUCCAAAAGGCCUACCGAGACUAUGACUGGGAGGAAGACCUUCUAUGGUACCAAGGGAAACUAGUAGUCCCAGACUCGGAGCCCCUGAAAGAACAACUGCUUAAGGAAUUCCACGAUUCCCCACUGGCAGGCCACCCAGGACAACAAAGGACACUGGAAUUAAUCAGCAGGUCUUACUGGUGGCCCGGUAUGAAGUCUUCAGCUAAGGAAUGGGUUGAAUGCUGCCCAGUAUGCCAAGCCAAUCGACGUGCUCAUGCACCAACCAUUGCCCUCAAACCUUUAGAAGUACCCCCGUUCCCUUUUCAUACCAUCUCAUACGAUUUCAUUACGGGCUUCCCUAAGUCAAACGGGCACAAUGCAAUACUAGUAGUCAUCGACUCCUUCUUGAAGUUUGGACACUUCAUACCAACCACAAAGAAGGUCACAGCCAAGGGCCUUGCCGACUUGUUCAUUAGUCAUGUCUGGAAACUACACGGAUUACCGGUCAAAACCAUCUCGGACCGGGGAACAACGUUCACAGGGAAAUUCCUAAGGGCUCUGUACCAACGUCUUGGAGUCAAACCAGCCUUCUCCUCAGCCUACCACCCAGAAUCGGACGGCCAAACAGAAAGGGUGAAUCAGUUCAUAGAAUUCUACCUCAGAUCAUAUGUUGCCGCCAAUCACUUGGACUGGGCUACCUGGUUACCGCUAGCGGAAUAUGCCUACAAUAACGCAACGCACUCCGCCACCGGAAGAACCCCUUUCAAAUUAGUUUAUGGGAGAAAUCCCGUCAUGAAUCCAUCUAACGUUCCUGCCAACGUCCCAGAAGCUGAUCAAGUGGCCGAUACACUAGCCCGAGAAUGGCAAGAGGCGGAAUCAGCACUCAGGAUGACCAAGGAGCGCAUGACAGGCACAAAAGGAGUGGUACCAAGAUAUUCUGUUGGCAAAAAAGUCUGGCUGGACGGAAAAAACGUGGAACUUAGGACAAACUCCAACAAGCUAGAUCCAAAACGGCUAGGACCGUUUGAAGUCACCGAAAAAAUCUCCAGUCACGCGUACCGCCUCAAGCUACCGGAAACUCUGAAAAUUCAUGACGUGUUCUACGUAGGAUUGUUAUCUAAGGUACACGAAUCCCCAAGCCAACCAUUCCCGGAACAACCUCCCCCUGAAACAAUAGAGGGAGAAGAGGAAUACAAGGUAGAACAGAUCAUUGACUCAAAGAGGCAACGGGGAAAAUGGUUUUACUUAAUCAAGUGGAAAGGAUAUGGACCUGAGGACAACUCAUGGGAGCCAGAGGAGCUACUUGAGCAUAGUCAAGAAGAGAUUGAACGCUUCAACAAGUCACGACUGAAAAAGGCUCGUGACUCCGCCAAGAGCCUUUAA